Ceutorhynchus assimilis (cabbage seed weevil) is the source of this 2434-nucleotide messenger RNA. The record is from the annotation of a GenBank genome assembly. NCBI's taxonomy places the organism in Eukaryota, Metazoa, Arthropoda, Insecta, Coleoptera, Curculionidae.
CUCCGUUAAAUUUGGAACAGCAUCCCUCUGUGCCACUUUUCAAAUUUGCGCGUUUUCGGCUAACGGACUAUACUGCGCGAAAAGUUUUAAAAUACCAACUUUAGUUCAAAAAUUAUCUGGAUUUAGUUUAUUAUGGAAAAAGUACAACAAAACUUUCUUGUAUGAUGCAUAAUUUAAUGAUGUUUGAUGGAUUUUUGAUUUUAGCUUUUUUAGUAUUUGGUUUAAAUUUUUGCCAAGCAGACGACAAUGAAUCAAGGUUAAUGAAAAAUCUAAUGGAAAACUACGACGCGGGCGUUAGACCCGCUCAAAAUUCUUCAUUACCUUUAACUGUCAUAUAUGGAGUUUCGUUACAUCACAUCAUUGAUGUUGAUGAAAAAAAUCAAAUCCUCACCACGAAUUGUUGGAUAACUCAAGUCUGGAUUGAUCACCACUUAAAAUGGAAUUCCUCAGAGUAUGCUGGAAUAAAGGUGAUCAGAAUACCUUAUCAUCGAGUGUGGAGACCCGAUGUUAUUCUUUACAAUAAUGCUGACCCCCAGUAUAUAUCAUCAGUCAUCAACACAAACGUCAUAGUCUCCAGCAACGGGGAAGUAGUUUGGCUCUCUCAUGGUAUCUACAGAUCUUCCUGCGAUAUCAACGUCGAAUAUUUCCCUUUCGACGUACAAAGCUGUCAUAUGAAAUGGAGUUCGUGGACCUAUGAUGGAUAUCAGAUUGAUAUCGUCAAACAAACCGAGGAAGGUGACGUCAGUAACUACCAGGCCAAUGGCGAGUUUGAUUUAGUUAGUUUUUCAUCUGUGAAGCACAUAGAGUAUUAUUCCUGCUGCUCUGAGCCCUACCCGGACAUAACUUACAUAAUAAAAAUACGACGUAGGCCUCUAUUUUACGUUUUCAACUUGAUAUUGCCUUGUAUACUGAUCAAUGGUAUCGCUCUUCUAGUAUUUUACGUCCCUUCUGAAUCUGGUGAAAAGGUAACUCUAGGAAUCAGUGCCUUGUUGUCGAUGACAGUGUUUCUGAUGACUAUUCGAGAAACUCUUCCGCCGACUGAGAAAACACCUUUAAUCAGUAUGUACUACGGUGCUAGUAUUUGCCUAGUAUCCUUCGCCUCUGGCCUUUCCGUAGUCACCCUCAACAUCUACCACAGAGGAGUGAGAGGUCAAGCAGUACCAAACAUGAUAAAAAGCAUCGUACUCAAACGAAUAGCACCGUUGGUUUUUAUCAAAUUCGAUAAUAAGCCCAGAGAGACUAGGAUACAAGAAAUUAAUCCUAGAACUGGAACAAGGCUAGAUGCUCAGUGGCCGUGGUCUGAGCUUGCACCACAAGAAGAUGGUUGCGGUUUACAACAGAGGGCGCAUCAAAGAUCUCCCAGAUUUGCUACCAAAACUAGAGGUGACGAUUUAGACUUAUUUGAAAAACAAAUAAUCAAAGUUCUGAACCGAAUUCAACAAAACAUUGAAAAAAACGAAAUUCGUGUUUCUGAUCAAGAAAGGAAAGAAUUGACUGAAUUGGAAUGGAAACAAACGUCGAUAGUGUUGGAUAGACUUUUGCUUGGAGCGUUCUUCUUCAUUACAAUUAUAACGUCGACUACAAUUUUGUGUCGAAGCCCUCAGGAUACGGGCUAACUAAAAUAAAUCACAGUGUUAAAUAUGCCUUUCUGGUAUACUCCAUUAAUCCUAGUGAACAGUCGGUGCGAAAAAUUAUAUGAACUGUGAGAGUUGGUAAAUGUUAUAAGUUAUAAGAGUUGUCAAUGUUAAAAUAAACCAGAAUAAACUUUUUUACAUAAAUUAGCAGAUUAUUAAAAUAAAAAAACUUUUAGGCUAGAACCACCGAUCUCUAAUAUCUUUCACCUAUUUUGGUUUUGGUUCAAUUCCGCGUCAAGAUAAAUAGGAGCUGAUUGGUUGAGUCCUCCUAUAGGGUUGGACUACCUAUAUUCCUACAAAUCUGUUCUGCUCUUUAUUUGUUAAUUCAUAAAAAAAGAAAAAUCAAAAUUUUAUAACAAAAAAUUCCAUAAGCAAGUGACACUGGCAAAGAUGUUUAUAUUGAGUAGGUAGGUACUAAAAAGAUUUAUUAAGAAGUUUAGUUCUUUUUGCCUAAAUCGUUCUAUUCAGUUUUUCAUCCGGGACGGUUCCUCAAAAGUCACAUUCAAGGACUUUUUUGUUAUCGCUGACAUUUUUCGAGGUAAAAUUUAGGAAAAUUCGAUUUUUUAAUAUUUGAAAAACAGUAGCUUUGUUCCAUUCGUCUCCAAAUGUUUACUUAACUAACUUCAUUUGUAGAGAUCAGUGUCUAGGACAUAUCAAAAAAUUUGUUGUGACAAAAAAAAAAAAUUCAAUUUCAAUACUUAAUAUAGUUUUCUUGCAAUUAGUUAAGUGUAUGUAUAUUUGAAAAAUGAGUUUUGGUAUUACAAAAUACUAAAAAGUAAAAUGUGUAUAUUUCAAAUAAG